Eutrema salsugineum is the source of this 1503-nucleotide messenger RNA. RefSeq names its product protein trichome birefringence-like 3. The transcript is spliced from 5 exons. The record is from RefSeq and is a predicted model, not a curated record. Gene Ontology annotation, molecular function: O-acetyltransferase activity. Gene Ontology annotation, cellular component: Golgi apparatus. Bases 45 to 1349 code for a protein of 434 amino acids. NCBI's taxonomy places the organism in Eukaryota, Viridiplantae, Streptophyta, Magnoliopsida, Brassicales, Brassicaceae.
AAACACCGACACGUUUCCCACACAAAACUUCUGGACUGGCCACUAUGAGCUUCUUAAUUCCUAACAGAGGAUCAGGAGGAACCAAGAUUCCUCUCUCCAUCAUCGUUCUCGUUCUCUGUGGUUUCAUGUUCUUCAUUCUUUUAUACACCGAAAGAAUCAGCUUGAUGUCUUCUUCUUCCUCUUCGUCUUCUACUUUCCUCAAGUUCAAGUCUUGUCCGAGGAAAGAUGUUAGCUCGAAACCCAAGGAGAAAGUUCGAGAGGAGAGAUCGGAGAAUAUGGAAGUGCUCGACGACAGGUUCGACUUCGAUCCAGAAGAGUGUAAUGUGGCAGCAGGGAAAUGGGUUUACAAUAGCUCAGCCGAGCCACUCUACACCGAUGAAUCAUGUCCGUACAUCGAUCGUCAAUUCUCUUGUAUGAAAAACGGACGGCCAGAAACUGAUUAUCUUCGGUGGGAGUGGCAGCCUGAUGACUGUACAAUUCCACGAUUUAGUCCGAAGUUAGCAAUGAACAAACUCAGAGGAAAAAGAUUGCUUUUUGUCGGAGAUUCGUUGCAACGAAGCCAGUGGGAAUCGUUCGUGUGUUUGGUGGAAUCAAUAAUACCCGAAGGAGAAAAAUCAAUGGAGCGUAGCAAAAAAUAUUUUGUCUUCAAAGCAAAGGAAUACAAUGCGAGUAUAGAGUUCUAUUGGGCACCGUUUAUCGUAGAAUCGAACACGGAUUUGCCUGUGGUUUUGGAUAUGAAGAAAAGGAUAGUGAAAGUUGAUUCAGUAAAAGAUCGAGCCAAGUAUUGGGAAGGAGCGGAUAUUUUAGUUUUCAACACUUAUGUUUGGUGGAUGAGUGGUCUCAGAAUGAAAGCUUUGUGGGGUUCCUUUGGAAAUGGAGAGAGAGGUGCGGAGGCGUUAGACACACCCGUGGCAUACAGGCUAGGGCUCAAGACAUGGGCUAAUUGGGUUGACUCCACCGUUGACUCUAACAAGACCAAAGUCUUCUUCACCACCAUGUCUCCUACUCAUACUAGAAGUGCGGAUUGGGGGAAGCCAAACGGGACGAAGUGUUUCAACGAGACGGAGCCAGUAAAAGAUAAAAGGUUUUGGGGGACUGGCUCCAACAAGCAGAUGAUGAAAGUGGUGUCAAGCGUCGUCAAGCACAUGACCACGCACGUGACUGUCAUUAACAUUACGCAGCUCUCCGAGUACCGCAUCGACGCCCACACAUCUGUCUACACCGAGACAGGUGGCAAGAUCCUAACGGCUGAGCAGAGGGCUGAUCCCAUGCAGCACGCUGAUUGUAUACAUUGGUGCUUACCUGGGUUGCCCGAUACGUGGAAUCGGAUCCUACUGGCUCAUUUGUAAAUAAAGCUAGGAUACUAAGGGUAAAACGGGGAAACAUAAGUCCUCUCUCUGUCUCUGUCUCUCUCUCUCUUGUGUUGUCAGAAUUUUUGUAUCUUUGAAUGUAUGUGGUUGUGAAGUGCUAAACGAGGGGUAGAAAACUGCCAAGAAAAUCGAA